AUGAUAACCAUCCAACCCUCUGUCUUCUUCAUGAUCAUCUAUAUGCUCACGUUCCUGACAAUAACUGUGCAGAGCAGCUUAACUGCUGUAGUGCUGGGCACAGAGUGGGUGAGGUUCCAAAGGCUGUCACCCGUGCAAAUGACCCUCCCUGCUGGCGUCUGCUGCUUCUGCCAACUGUGCUCAUCGACGCUGUACAUUUGCUCCCACUUCCUCCCUAAUUACGAAUUCUGCUACUUCAGGAUCGUCUGGGAAUUUACUAUUCUUUCAUUCUGGUUGACCAGCACGCUUGCUGUCCUCUACUGUGUCAAAGUCUCCUCCUUCAGCCACCCCAUCUUUUGGCUGAAGUGGAGAAUUGUGAGGUUGGCUCCUCGGCUGUUGCUGGGUUCUCUGCUGAUUUCCUGUGUGUCUAUCGUCUUUGCAGCUGUUGGGCAUUACAGCAAGAUUCAACUGAUCUCCAUGAGGCACUUCCCUAGAAACAGCACCAUGACUGAGAGACAAGAUAUUCCUGUGGGAUUUUUCCAUGUGCCAGCCAGUGGUUGUGUUGAUUAUUCCUUUCCUCCUGUUCCUGCUUCCACCCGCUUGCUCAUGGCCUUAUUAUUCCAACACCUGAGGCAGAUGAAAGAUCAUCACACCAGCCCCUCCAGCCUGGAAGCUCACUCUACUGCCCUGAGGUCCCUUGCCGUCUUCCUCAUUUUCUUCACCUCUUAUUUUCUGACCCUACUAAUCUCCAUCUGGGGUGUCCUUUUUAAUAAGGGGUCCUGGUUCUGAGCCUGGGAAGCUAUCGUCUGUGCUCUAGUCUCUAUUCAUUUGACUUCACUGAUGCUGAGCAGACCUAAACUGAAAAGGGUUUUAAAGGUAAGGUGCUGGGGCCUAGAGGCUGCCUGA
This is a messenger RNA of Kogia breviceps (pygmy sperm whale), 885 nucleotides long. RefSeq names its product taste 2 receptor member 16 (gene TAS2R16). Gene Ontology annotation, biological process: detection of chemical stimulus involved in sensory perception of bitter taste; sensory perception of taste; G protein-coupled receptor signaling pathway. Gene Ontology annotation, molecular function: bitter taste receptor activity; G protein-coupled receptor activity. NCBI's taxonomy places the organism in Eukaryota, Metazoa, Chordata, Mammalia, Artiodactyla, Physeteridae. The record is from RefSeq and is a predicted model, not a curated record. Gene Ontology annotation, cellular component: membrane.